This is a messenger RNA of Kogia breviceps (pygmy sperm whale), 1791 nucleotides long. RefSeq names its product coiled-coil domain containing 85A (gene CCDC85A). The record is from RefSeq and is a predicted model, not a curated record. NCBI's taxonomy places the organism in Eukaryota, Metazoa, Chordata, Mammalia, Artiodactyla, Physeteridae.
AUGUCAAAGGCGGCCGGAGGCGCAUCGGCGGCGGCUGCGGCGGCGGAAAGUUGUCCCCCAAGCUCUGCCGGCCCGUCUGCGGCCACUGCCGUGGAGGACCUGUCCAAAGUGUCGGACGAGGAGCUGCUGCAGUGGAGCAAGGAGGAGCUGAUCCGCUGCCUGCGGCGCGCGGAGGCGGAGAAGGUGAGCGCGAUGCUGGACCACAGCAACCUCAUCCGCGAGGUCAACCGCCGCCUGCAGCUGCACCUCGGCGAGAUCCGCGGGCUCAAGGAUAUUAACCAGAAACUCCAGGAGGACAACCAGGAACUGAGGGACCUCUGCUGUUUCUUGGAUGACGACAGGCAGAAAGGCAAGAGGGUGUCCCGGGAGUGGCAGAGACUGGGCCGCUACACGGCAGGGGUGAUGCACAAGGAAGUGGCCUUAUACCUGCAGAAGCUGAAGGAGCUGGAGGGGAGGCAGGAGGAGGUGGUGAAGGAGAACAUGGAGCUCAAGGAGCUCUGCGUGCUGCUGGACGAGGAGAAGGCCGCGGGCUGCGCGGGCAGCCGCUGCUCCAUCGACAGCCAGGCCAGCCUCUGCCAGCUCGCUGCCGCCACCACGGCGCCCUACGUGCGGGACGUGGGCGACGGCAGCAGCACUUCCAGCACAGGCAGCACCACCGACAGUCCGGACCACAAGCAUCACGCGAGCGGCGGCAGCCCGGAGCACUCCAAGCCCAGGGCCUCCGCGACCCCAGAUCACCCCAAAGCCCUCAAGGGACCCAGUCCCGAGCACCACAAACCCUUGUGCAAGGGCAGCCCCGAACAGCAAAGGCACCCGCACGCGGGGAGCAGCCCCGAAACGCUGUCCCAGCACGUGCUGAGCGGGAGUCCGGAGCACUUACAGAAGCCCAGGCCCGGGGGCAGCCCCGAGCACGCCAGGCACAGCGGAGGGAGCCCCGAGCACCUUCAGAAACACGCCUUCGGCGGGAGCCUGGAACAGCUACCCAGGGCCCGGGGCACCAGCCCGGAGCACCUCAAACAGCAUUACGGGGGGAGCCCCGAUCACAAACACAUGGGCGGAGGCGGCGGCGGCGGCGGCGGCGGCGGCGGCGGCGGAGGCGGCGGUGGCAGCAGGGAGGGCACCCUCCGAAGGCAGGCGCAAGAGGAUCUGUCACCCCAUCACCGGAAUGUCUACAGUGGCAUGAACGAAUCAACCUUGUCCUAUGUUAGGCAGCUGGAGGCAAGAGUAAGACAGCUGGAGGAGGAAAAUCGCAUGCUGCCCCAGGCUACCCAGAAUAGAAGGCAACUUCCAACUAGAAACAGCUCAAAUAUGGAGAAAGGCUGGGGGCCCAGAGCCCGGCGGGUCUUGCAGUGGUGGCAAGGGUGCCGAGGAAUAGGACGAUGCCUGCCCACUCUCCCGGGUUCUUUUAGGUUGUCAUCAGGGGCUGAUGGGAGUAACAGUUCACCCAACUCUCCAGCUAGCUUCAGUGGACAUACCACACCUUCUCAGCAGCCUGAACCCGUGGUACACUCUCUUAAGGUCUUGGAUGUUCAGGAAACUAUAGAUCGUCAACAGGGUAAAGAGUAUGAACAUGACCUUAGUGAGACAGAAAAAGCUAUAGUCAGAGAAAUGUGCAAUGUUGUAUGGAGGAAACUUGGAGAUGCUGCAGGUUCGUGUCCUGGAAUUAGGCAGCAUUUGUCUGGAAACCAGUACAAAGGACCCAUGUGAGGAGGACUCUCUUUCAAACAUGACAUCACCACUGCCAGAGAGACAGAAGAAAAGAGUGGCUUUCCACAAACCUGGACUCAUGGA